UUUCUCGAUUCUUUUCUUCUCCCAAAAUCGCGCUGAUAAGCAUGGCGGCUGCUGCACGGGGUUUUGUUAGUUUUUCGAAACAUUCAAAAAUUCUACAAUGCGGAAAACUACAAUCGCUUCCAAGUCGACAAAUAACAACAUCAAUAACAUGUUGUAAUCAUUUUGAAUAUUCAAAUCAACAUGUCUUUUCUGCAAAACAUUCAACAAAAUCAUUACUAUCAUCGACUGGCUCCCAGCCAAUAACAACAAUCAUUCGGUCGUUUCAUCGAUCCGGCAGAUUGAAUAAGUCAGAUUACUAUCAAACUUUGGGCGUGCCUAAAAAUGCCUCCGCCAAAGACAUCAAAAAGGCUUACUAUCAAUUAGCCAAAAAAUAUCAUCCCGACACAAAUAAGGAUCCGAAUUCUGGAAAAAAAUUCCAAGAAGUAUCGGAAGCUUAUGAAGUGUUGAGUGAUGAACAAAAGCGCCGAGAAUACGAUACUUAUGGUCAAACUACCGAGGACAUGAAUCGUGCCGGUUAUGGUGCCGGUGCCGAUCCUCGAGGACCGCAGGGUUUCUCUCAGAGUUGGCAAUUCCGAUCGACAAUUGAUCCGGAAGAGCUAUUCCGUAAGAUAUUCGGAGAGGCUAAUUUCCGUUCGAAUAAUUUCGAGGAAUUUGCCGAGUCACAAUAUGGUUUCGGGUCGGCUCAAGAAGUUGUUAUGGAUUUGACCUUUGCUCAGGCAGCACGAGGUGUUAAUAAAGAUGUUAAUGUUAAUAUUGUUGAUACUUGUCCAAAGUGCAGUGGGACUAAAUGUGAACCGGGGACAAAGCCAGGAAAGUGUCAGUAUUGUAAUGGUACUGGCAUGGAAACUAUAUCGACUGGGCCAUUUGUGAUGAGGUCGACAUGUCGUUAUUGUCAAGGGACUAGGCAAUUUAUUAAGUAUCCUUGUGUUGAGUGUGAAGGAAAAGGACAAUCUGUUCAAAGGAAAAAAGUUACUGUUCCCGUACCUGCUGGAGUUGAAAAUGGGCAAACUGUACGAUUAGCUGUUGGACGAAAAGAGAUUUUCAUUACUUUCAGAGUUGAGAAGAGUAAAUAUUUCCGACGUGAUGGUGCCGAUGUACAUACUGAUGCCACAGUAUCCGUAUCACAAGCUAUAUUGGGCGGAACUAUUCGUAUUCAAGGAAUAUACGAAGAUCAUGUUAUCAAUAUUGAACCCGGUACUUCAUCACAUCGCACGAUCUCUCUACGUGGUAAAGGCUUAAAACGUGUCAAUGCUUAUGGACAUGGUGAUCAUUUUGUCAAUAUCAAAAUAGAUAUUCCCAAAUCUUUGUCAGCAGAACAAAGAGCUUUAAUACAGGCCUUUGCUGAAUUAGAAAAAGACACACCUGGACAAAUUAAUGGCAUUACACAGAAAAAAGACGGUAAGUUCUACCAAUCAUCAUCACAAUCGCAAUCGCAAAGUGAAAAAGAAAAUCUUUCGAGUAAAUUUACGCAAGGUGCAGACGAAUCGCAUAAAACCUACACCGAACACGAUGAUAGUGCAUUUAAAGAAAAACCCUUCGGUUCGCGAGUGUAUUUUGGAAUAGGCAUGCUAAUUGCUUUUGCAAUUGCAUUUUACGCUAUAAACAGCGGUAAUAUGACCGAUAAUUAUUUGGAAAAUGGACGCUUAGAGAGUUUACGAAGAAAACAACUCGAUCAAGCAUUGGAAGAGGAGAGGGAAAUGCUUAUGCGUGAACAUCAGCGCAAUCAGUCUCGACAAAAUUAUGAAAGUCCAUUUAAAUCGGCUUAAGAGCGAAAAACUAUUUAAAUUGAUAAAUUAAAAAACAAAAAUUUGA
Molecule: messenger RNA, 1812 nt
Organism: Episyrphus balteatus (marmalade hoverfly)
Lineage: Eukaryota; Metazoa; Arthropoda; Insecta; Diptera; Syrphidae
Product: protein tumorous imaginal discs, mitochondrial
Exons: 6
Coding region: 42-1766 (574 amino acids)
Biological process (GO): protein folding; response to heat; negative regulation of apoptotic process
Cellular component (GO): mitochondrion
Molecular function (GO): ATP binding; heat shock protein binding
Source: RefSeq, a predicted model, not a curated record